CGACGACUUCAGCCCCAAUCCCAACCAAUCCAUCACUAAAUUAUUGUUGCUUCAGAUCUCUCCUUCUUCUCUAAGGGUAGUUAGGGUUUCAUUAUCUUCUCUACCUUACAUAUAUAAACAUUACCAUUACCAUUUCCCCUACAUACAGUUGCAGAGAUUUAUACCAGUGUGUCUAUGUGUCUGUGGGUCCAUCGAAUCAUUGAUGCGCAAAUUGGGUUAUGUGUAUCGUGAUUUGAUUUCAAUUCGAGUUUCUUAGUGCCUCUGUUCUUCUGGCAUUGUCGAUUUCUCAAUUCUGCAACGAAAAUGGUUGUUUCUGGACCUUUAACAGCUGGGCAGGUGUCCUUUUUGCUUGCAAUCAUUCCUAUUUUUGUGGCUUGGAUAUAUUCUGAAUGGUUGGAAUAUAAAAAAUCUUCAUCUGCAUCUAAAGUUCACUCGGACAACAAUUUGGUCGAAUUGGAAACCAAAACAAAGGAGGAAGAUGACCGUGCUGUUUUGCUGGAAGGAGGCCUCACAAAAGUGGCAUCAAUGAAGCAGCCUGCUACUUCCAUUAAAGCUAACUUAAUUAGAUUUGUGACAAUGGAGGAUUGUUUUUUGCUUGAGAAUCGAGCAACCCUGAGAGCAAUGUCAGAAUUUGGAGGAAUUUUGUUCUAUUUCUACAUAUCUGACCGCACCAGCUUGAUUUCAGAAUCUACCAAGAGCUACAAUCGCGAUCUUUUCCUGUUCCUGUACGUGCUCCUUAUCAUAGUUUCAGCAAUGACUUCCCUGAAGAAACAUACUGACAAGUCGGCAUUCUCUGGAAAAUCGAUACUUUACCUCAAUCGACAUCAAACAGAGGAGUGGAAAGGAUGGAUGCAGGUUCUCUUUUUGAUGUAUCAUUACUUUGCUGCUACGGAGAUAUAUAAUGCUAUUCGUGUGUUUAUUGCUGCAUAUGUCUGGAUGACUGGUUUUGGAAACUUCUCGUACUACUACAUCCGCAAGGAUUUCAGUAUUGCACGCUUCGCUCAGAUGAUGUGGAGGCUAAACUUCUUUGUGGCUUUUUGUUGUAUCGUUCUUGACAAUGAUUAUAUGCUCUACUACAUCUGUCCAAUGCACACGCUUUUUACUCUUAUGGUGUAUGGAGCACUUGCAAUUGGCAGCAAGUAUAAUGAAAUAAGAUCAGUGAUGAUUAUGAAGAUCCUUGCAUGCUUUCUUGUGGUUAUCUUGGUUUGGGAGAUUCCUGGAAUUUUUGAAUUCAUUUGGAGUCCAUUGGCGUUCUUAUUAGGGUACAGUGAUCCUGCCAAACCAGAUCUCCCUCGAUUGCAUGAGUGGCAUUUCAGAUCUGGGCUUGAUCGCUAUAUAUGGAUCAUUGGAAUGAUAUAUGCAUAUCUUCAUCCUAAUGUUGAAAAGUGGUUAGAAAAACUUGAAGAGUCUGAUAGUAAGCGGAGACAUUCCGUAAAAGCAACCAUCGUUUCAGUAUCUGUCCUGGCUGGAUAUAUGUGGUAUGAAUAUAUAUACAAGUUAGACAAGGUUACAUACAACAAAUAUCAUCCCUACACAUCAUGGAUACCUAUAACUGUGUAUAUAUGCUUGCGGAAUUUCACUCAACAUCUUAGGAAUUACUCAUUAACCCUCUUCGCGUGGCUCGGAAAGAUCACUUUGGAGACAUACAUUUCCCAGUUCCACAUCUGGCUAAGAUCAGAUAUCCCCAAUGGACAGCCAAAGUGGCUUCUCUCUUUUAUCCCAGACUAUCCUUUGCUGAAUUUCAUGCUUACAACUGCAGUUUAUGUUUUGAUAUCCUGCCGGCUCUUUGAACUAACAAACACACUAAAGUCAGUUUUUAUACCCACUAAAAACGACCGACAACUUCUUUGUAAUUUUCUUGCUGGAGCAGCAAUUUCUGCAUGUCUAUACUUGAUUGCUUCCAUUGUUGUUCAGAUUCCUCAAUGACCGGAAAUGGAUGCAUCAAAGAUUGUUAGAUCAUACUUGUUGUUGGACUUGGACAUACACGAAAUAUACAUAUAUACAUACAUACAUAGAUCGACCAGAAACAAAUUCACGUAUACAUCUUCAUUUCCAUUAGAAGGUAUCGUUUCCAACAAUUUACAGCAAAAUCCUUACCAUUCCUUGUCCCGUUCUGUCUAUAAUUUGUGAUGACACGAAGGCCAGUCGUCAUGGUUUUGUAAUAUGUUUUCAUCAUCAUCGUCAACCCAUCCAGACCCAACAUUCAAGUGAGAUAUACUGGUUUUGGUUUGCCAACCCAUCCAGAUGCUUCCAUGUGGUAUAUACAGAGUAUGUUUAGUUUGGUUGGUUCAUCAGCACAUUCAGACCUCACUUUCGAGUGAGAUAUUCUGUGUACGAAUUGAAACAUGUAAAUGUAUGUGAUUUAGGUUCAUGUUCACUUGAAGUUCAAAUUGAUGAGUCCUUUUUUUUCCUUCUUUUGUAGUUGUUUUCUUGUGUACGUACAACAUCAUGUUAUGUACUUGUUAAAAUGCAUAAACAAAAGGUUAAAUUUUGC
Messenger RNA from Cynara cardunculus var. scolymus (artichoke), 2494 nucleotides. Its product is annotated as protein REDUCED WALL ACETYLATION 4-like. Bases 304 to 1926 code for a protein of 540 amino acids. The transcript is spliced from 16 exons. Gene Ontology annotation, cellular component: Golgi apparatus. Gene Ontology annotation, biological process: plant-type secondary cell wall biogenesis; xylan biosynthetic process; xyloglucan metabolic process. Gene Ontology annotation, molecular function: acetyltransferase activity. Lineage: Eukaryota; Viridiplantae; Streptophyta; Magnoliopsida; Asterales; Asteraceae. The record is from RefSeq and is a predicted model, not a curated record.